AUGCCUGAUCGUGAGCUGCGUUCUGGUACGGUUCGCAACGCGAGCCCCUUUCUAGAAUCUGGGUGGGAACGUGUGUCGAAGCGCCAGAAGACAGGAGGAAGCCACACGCUGUUUGGGCCUGUAUCUUCAGCGCUAUCUCCACCACAUAGCAUCGAGCGCACUAAAGGACUCAGAACGAUGGAUUCACCAACGAAGACCAUGAAAGGACGCAAGAAAUUUAUCGCAGAUUUCAAUGCCAUGAAGGAGGCGUCAAAGGAAGGCUUCCAGGUCAAUGAUCUCCACGUUCGCCACGUAAAAGCUGGCGAGGACGAAGGAGCAUUUGAGUGUGACGUGGUGAGACCAAAUGGGGAGCCCCUGGUAUCCCUGAACUGCGUCGUCUCUGACACAUCUGAAUAUCCGGAGAGCCACACUUUCUUUUGCUUUUCGCAAGAUGAAAAUCCUCCUCCGCAUGUGCUACGGGCAAUGGAGGCCGUUCACGAGGAACGCUCGUGCACGAUAGAAAUGUUGUUGAAGAAUUUGCUCUCGACACUAGCUAGGAAGAUCUCUGUUGGUCAUGAGCAUACGGAGGAAGGGUCUGAUAACGAUGAAAUGGAGGAAGACUACGAUGCAUACGAUGCAUACGAUGAGCAUUCAGAUGACGACUUUGGAAUCAUUGCUACUAACAAGAUUCAAAUGAACGUCGGCUGUCUACAGCGUGAUUUCAAUGAGGCGGCCGCUUGUAACUAUCGACCGGGUUUCGUGCCGUUCGGCAGGGACGAGUUCGUGCUCACAAUGUCGUUGCCUGUGAUCUCGUUGGCGACCGACAUACCUGCACGCGCUCUUAUGGCCUGGGAUCGACGGCUUCUGUCUCGCACGCAGCAUCUCACAUUGAUCGUAUCUGGAUUCCGAGGUGUAUAUCCGGUCCUACAAAAGGAUGGAACAAUCUUUCUUGAUGCGCUGAAGCGGGCGGUUUCCUUGCAAUUCAGGAUCGGGCUGACAGCCACACAAAAGCCAUCGAAGGAGCACGUUGCCGAGGUCGUGCGCAACUUCGGGUUAAAGGAAGAUAGAGCUGCGGAUGCCACGGAUACAAUUACGCUGCCUGUCUCGCCCGAUCCUGAACUCGAGGAUGAGGAUGUGGAAGUCGAAGAGACAGCGGACGCGUCCGAUCAGUACCUGGAGGAUUUCAGUGAACCGGACACAGAGACACAUGGUUUCCAGCCAUUCAGUCUGAGCUCUUCUUUGGAGAAUCUGCUCAACAACUACUUCUUGAAAGUGGUACAAUUGAGGUUGAAGUACGAGCUCGACUGGGCAAGCGCGGAGCUUCUGUGCUGGGAAGCAGAGCGAUCGCAACAGCCUGAACAAGUCAUCAUGAAGAGCAUGGGCAAGAAAAUGCGUAAAGCGGAAGAAGAGGAAAACGCACUUUCGAGCAGCUACAACCUUCCUCCUGACCCUCUACUUACUGCAGAAGACAGAGGCCAUCUUAACCUACCUCUGAUAGCGUUCUGCUAUCUGAUUCGCCGACUGACGCUUUGUUCUCGCUAUUGCAUUGUUUGCCAUAACAAACUUAGUACCGACUACGAAGCGCUCAAGCCUUACGUCUGUGAUUCGAGACUCUGCACGUACCAAUAUUACAACCUGAAUCGCGGUCCAUCACUUGAAUACGAAAUAUGCGCAAACCCUGCAACUAUAGAUUUACUUGUUUCGUUGGCGUACACUAGUGCAGCGGAGGGAUCCCUGGAUGAACCUUUACCUUUGGGUAUGGGUCUGCGCGUACCUCUGGCUAACAUGGGGUCAUCCUCAGAUCCAGACGGGCUGUGCGACUUCGACACGCUGUCCCGUCCUCAGAUGUGCUCUGUUAUCGUAAAUCUGAUAGAUACCUUGCCUAAAGUCGUAGAUAUGAAGAAACAUCUGGAGAAGUCCACGGAAGGUCGUAGAAUAAAGCCAAGACUGAAGGAUAUGGAUAAUAACAUUACUGAUGCUGCUUGGUCCAUACUUCGAUGGUGUGUUGCAUCGUGCACCGCGCACAUUGAGGAGUUGAGAUCGGAAGAAGAUCGCGUGCACAACAUUGAGCCUACAUGGCGGCAGUUCCGUUUUAGCGUCGGGGCCCCUGAUGCUGAGGCGAAAUUCCGCAGUGCUCUCGUGCAGGCUAAAAAGGUGGACAAUAACACUUUGAAGUACCCAUCUCUAUACGCCUUCCACGGUUCUCCGCUGAAGAAUUGGCAUUCGAUUAUUAGGCAUGGACUUUGGUACAAGAAUAUCGCACACGGGCGUGCAUAUGGCAACGGUGUUUACUUCGCCAAAGAAGGGACCAUCUCUAUGUCCUCAUAUGCCUCUGGUUCCCCAAAAGUUUGGCGAAACAGCGCAGUGCGUGCGCACAAGUGUGCUGUGCUGGCUGAGAUCAUCAACCAGCCAUCGAGAUUCGUCAGUACAGACCCGUACUUCGUCGUGGCGGAUACGCAAUGGAUUGUCUGUCGCUAUUUGUUGGUGAACUCGAGUUCCGGACAAUAUAACCCCGGUUCGAAUCCUCUCCCUGUUUCUGUCAAUCCAGACAUCCCGAUUGUACCGUUGGAUCCUAAGCAUCCCACUACGCUCUCUCACCAUCCCAUCAAGAUCCCGGAACCGUCCUACAAACUAGAGAAACUUCUUGCGGCGCGGCGCGAGGAGUACAUGGAUGCAGACUACGAUGAAGACGACCUGAGCAUUUUUUGUGCUGGAGAGACUGCCGCAUCACAGUCUCAGCCCAUGGAUAUGGAUGAUUCUUCGAAAGCUUUGGACGAUUGGAUCCAUGACCCCGCAUGGGUCAAAACGACGAUCGAACAUAUGAUGCCAGCACCCGUCGAGUCAUCCCCUAUGGCCACCAUGGCUCUGCAAAAAGAGCUGAAGGCAAUGCUGAAGGAGCAGGAGAAGGCGAAGAACUUGAAGGAGCUCGGCUGGUACAUGCCACCUGAACUCAUUGGAGACAACCUCUUCCAAUGGAUUGUGGAGUUACAUUCUUUCGACGAUUCACUGCCUGUCGCGAAGGAUAUGACAAGUCGAGGCGUUAACUCACUGGUCUUCGAGAUCCGGUUCCCACCCACCUUCCCGCACUCUCCCCCAUUUUUUCGCAUCCUGAAACCCCGAUUCUUGCCGUUCAUUCAUGGCGGAGGCGGUCAUGUCACCGGAGGAGGAUCAAUGUGCAUGGAUCUUUUGACCGCGGAUGGGUGGCUUCCAAGUUAUAGCAUUUCGGCGAUACUUUUACAGAUCAGACUUGCGAUAUCUAAUCUUGAGCCUCGUCCGGCUCGGCUGGCUCAGAACUGGGAUGCGCCCUAUGGCAUGCAUGAAGCACUGGAAGGAUACAAGAGAGCUGCCGCUACCCAUGGUUGGAAGAUACCUCAAGGACUAGACAAGCUUGCACACUAG
This is a messenger RNA of Sparassis crispa, 3378 nucleotides long. RefSeq lists its product as hypothetical. Gene Ontology annotation, molecular function: NAD+ poly-ADP-ribosyltransferase activity. Bases 1 to 3378 code for a protein of 1125 amino acids. Lineage: Eukaryota; Fungi; Basidiomycota; Agaricomycetes; Polyporales; Sparassidaceae. The record is from RefSeq and is a predicted model, not a curated record. The transcript has 22 exons.